Molecule: messenger RNA, 1921 nt
Organism: Ceratitis capitata (Mediterranean fruit fly)
Lineage: Eukaryota; Metazoa; Arthropoda; Insecta; Diptera; Tephritidae
Gene: DIP-eta
Product: limbic system-associated membrane protein
Exons: 11
Coding region: 268-1587 (439 amino acids)
Cellular component (GO): neuron projection
Source: RefSeq, a predicted model, not a curated record
ACAACAAAAUUAACCAAAAAUGUGAAAAAAGGAAACACAAAGAGUUUCGACUUAUAAGGAUUCAACUACUUAUGAUAAUGAAUUUCCAUUGGAGCGUUAACGUGCGAACAUUUUCGUAAAAAAACGAAUGUGAAAGCAUUAAAAAUAUUUAAACAACAAAUGCUCCAUUACGACUUACGUAUGUGUGUUUACGUAAAGGCUACUAACAAGCACAUUCAAUGAGCAUAAUUGUAAAUAAAUAUCUGAGAUAAAAGUAAAAUAAAUGCAAUGCCGUCGAUACGCGCAACACAUUUCACAAAGCUAGUAAAGCAACCAGCUGCUAACUUAUUAUUCAUAUUGAUAUUUAUGUGCCACAAAACUGAUUUCAGUUUAAUUGAAACUGCUGCCGAUGUGAUAACGGAUCCCAAAUUCAGUUUUCCAAUUGCAAAUGUCACAGCGUCUGUGGGGCGUGAAGCAUUUUUAACUUGCGUUGUGCAAGAUUUGGGUUCCUUUAAGGUAGCGUGGUUGCGUGUUGAUACACAAACAAUUUUAACCAUACAAAAUCAUGUUAUCACAAAAAAUCAACGAAUCGGCAUAACAAAUUCCGAGCACAAAACGUGGACUAUGAAAAUUAAAGAUAUCAAAGAAAGCGAUAAAGGCUGGUAUAUGUGUCAAAUAAAUACAGAUCCAAUGAAGAGUCAAAUGGGCUAUCUGGAUGUGGUAGUCCCGCCGGAUAUCCUCGAUUAUCCCACCAGCACGGAUAUGGUCGUACGCGAGGGUAGUAAUGUGACGCUCAAAUGUGCGGCAACGGGCUCACCAGAGCCGACAAUUACAUGGCGACGUGAAAAUGGAGUAGCCAUCGAAUUGGCCAACGGUACCGAGGUGCUCAGUGUUGAAGGUGUAAAUUUGGUACUGCCACGAGUGAAGCGUCAGCAUAUGGGUGCUUACCUUUGCAUAGCAUCGAAUGGUGUGCCACCAUCGGUGAGCAAACGCAUAACGCUGAUUGUGCACUUUCCACCAAUGAUAACGGUACAAAAUCAGCUUAUUGGUGCAGUGGAAAGUAAAGGCGUUACAUUGGAAUGCCAAUCUGAAGCCUUUCCAAAGUCAAUUAAUUACUGGACGAGAGAACGAGGUGAUAUAGUGCCGCCAGGUGGCAAAUAUACAUCGAACGUUACAGAAAUUGGUGAAUAUCGCAGCUCAAUGAAAUUGCAUAUAAAUCUAUUGACACAAGCAGAGUUCGGAGCUUAUCGUUGUGUGGCAAAAAACUCAUUGGGCGACACCGAUGGCACCAUUAAGUUGUAUAGAAUACCACCGAAUGCUGUGAAUUAUGUGGAGAACGCCGAAGGACGCUACAAAGGCAACAACAAAAAGCGCGUCAAAAGCUCAGAACUCUAUCAUCAGUCGAAGAUGACCGAUGGCGGUAGUGAGGAAGCGGAAAAUCCAGGCAAACGAAAAGAUAUGAUACUUGGCAACGAAUUAGAAGAUGGUUACUAUGACUCAGCUGCCGUUGCAGAGCAUUGUCAACACCAUAAACUGACAGUGACGGCAACGUUGUUGUUUACAACUUCACUACUGUUGAGAAAAGUUGCACCGCUGAUAGACGUCUGACAGUUGCUGGGUGCUGUGUUGUUGAUAUACUGAUGACAUUGUGGUUGCGGUUAACGACGACUAACUGUUAAGGCUAAAAGAAUUUACUGUUAGCUGGUAUGAUAUGAGUAUCCAAUUGUAAAUAUGUAUAUGUAGUAUGUAAGCGCAGCUGUGUAUGUGUGCAAAUUUAGAAUAUAUGUAUAUGUAUAUGUAUGUGCGAGUGUUAAGUAGUAUAACGCAUGCUGCCACAAUGAGUCAAUCGCAAACUCGUAUGGUGUUGAUGAUGCCGAUGAUUAUAAUGUUAUCAAUGCAAUUAGAAAUAUUGGAAGGAUUGAAGAAAUAAAAUUAAGUAUAU